Molecule: messenger RNA, 1889 nt
Organism: Prorocentrum cordatum
Lineage: Eukaryota; Dinophyceae; Prorocentrales; Prorocentraceae
Source: the annotation of a GenBank genome assembly
AGGUCGAAGCCAUUCGUGCUCAAGAGUGUCCCUCAGGGCCCCCAUUCUGCGAGCGCGACUGCCAUGCUGGAGCCCAUCCCGGCGCGGGGGGCCCUGCUGCCGCACUUGCACGGGCCAAGUGCUGCAGAGCCUCCUUGUGAACGGCCAGGCCAGCAGGGCCGGCACGGAUUCGAGAGGUCAUGCAUAGGAAGGCGUUUCGCAGCGAGGCUGGGGUACGCAGUCUUUGCACUGCUGCUGAUCUACGGCUCUGGCUUCCCACUUCUGCUCUCCACCGUGCUGCAGCAGGUCGGCCACUUGCCAGAGGGACCAUGGUUCUUCCGCGUUCUGUACCCGAUUGGCUACUCCCGCUUCGAGCGGGGCGAGGACAGCACUGUCGACUUGGUCACCCAGCCUUACUUGAUGCUGGCCAUCCCCUGGUUUGUUGCCUCCAUGGUCUGGGAAGCGUUCAUGAUUUGUGUGGUUGUCCCGCCGACCUGGAGGCCGAAGCACGUGUACCGGAUAAACGACACCAUGUCAUCCUUAUCCACAGGUGUAUUGUACAUGCUGGCAGCGCAGGUUAUCCUCUUUCAGUGGGCAAAGCCGCUUUACACCUCCAUCUACUCGCACUUCCGCGUGACGGACGCGUUUCUAGACUUGCACAGCGUCAUGGGUUGGUGGCUCUGUCUGCUGAUGAACGACAUACUGUACUACGUCUACCACCGGGCAAGCCACACAAUUUCUUGGCUCUGGGCCGGACACGUAGUACACCAUAGUUCGGAGGAGUACAAUUUGAGCACGGCAUUGAGGCAGCCGGCCAUCGACUUCUUGACGCCCUCGCUGCUUCUCUCCUCUACGGGCAUGGCUUUCUUCUUCCCACCAGAGAUGGCGACGCUUCACGGUGAGUUCAGCCUCUUGUACCAGUUCUGGAUACACACCCAGCUGGUGCCUCCUUUGCCAACCAUAGAGCUUGUCUUCAACACGGCGUCCCUCCACCGUAUCCACCACGCGAGGAAUGCUCACCUACUCGGCAAGAAUUACGGCUCGAUUUUCAGCUUGUGGGAUCGCGUUGGUGGAACCUUUGAGUCAGAGCCCUCGGAGGGCGAGGAGAUUUAUUAUGGUAUUGUUCCACCACUGAACAGUUGGAGUCCCCUCUGGGCCAAUAUUGUUCAUUGGCACCAUAUGCUUAUGGUGCAGCGCAGGUGGCAUGGCUGGAAGACUUUGUUCGUGCACUGGACGCCACCGAACGGUUCUUGCCCUCGGCUGGGCAUGCGGCUGAAUCCGCGCACGAAGUAUGACAAGGCCCCCGCCACAGCACCGCUCAGCGCUUACGUUGCGCUCGAGUUUUCCCUCGGGUGCGCUGGCGCCGUUCUUCUGAUCAUGCUCGGGCCACCCGUCGGGCUCGUGGCCGCAGCCACAGGCCUCCCCGAGGACUUUUCCGCAGGCCUCUGCCACGUGGCGGCUUUCUUGGCGGUGCUCGCCAGCCUUACUUCUGUGGCCGCGCUGGAGUCCGCGGAGCCCGGCAGGUCGCUCUGCCGUGCACUCAUUGGCAACGCUACGGUCCACGUGUCGAUCGCGGUCGCUUGUUUGGCUCUCCUCUGUGCAGGGGCGACACGCGCGAUGAGCACCGCAGUGGGCGGCGUUGUGUUCUCCUAUGCAGUCUUGCACUUGGGCGUGCCCGCGGUCCUCUGCCUGAAGGAGAGGCGCCGUGUGGCAUCCGCAGCGCGGCAGUGAGAUUGCACGAGUUGUUAUUUGAGUCCACGCGCAAGCAGCCCGUCGUUCGUCUUUCUGCUACGUGAGUGGGCUAUGCUCCAGUGGCGUCUGCUCCCCCGCAUUCCUUCCCGUGCUCCCUCGCUGCCUUUCUUCAUGCCCUCCCGCCGUCCACCUCUCCACUUCCCUGCCCCCUCGUUUUU